CGCUCAUUCAUCUUCAAGCUUCCACCACACUCAUUGACAGGGUCGAUCGCUGGUCGUGGCCUAUCUUUUUUUUCGAUCUAGACGUACAAGCAGUGCUUGCAUUGAUCAUCGGUCUCGACGACCUUCCCAACCUCGCUCAUUUUCACAGUACCACGCGACAUACCCGCACCGAAAAGUCACACAAGAUGCAUAUGUUUAACGUCAUCACCUCCGCCCUGUUGCUGGCAACUCAUGCAGAUCUUCUCUCAGCCAAGGCAAUCAACCAUCUGCCAAAUGCGCUCAGAAGACGGGACUAUUUUGACAAGAUUGGAAGGGAUGUAGACAAAAUUCUAAGACGAGAACCACAACCUCAGUCUUCCGGAACUCUAUCUGUUGCGCAACCCAACAAUAUGACCAACGCGACCAUUGCGUCUGCUUGUGUCGAUGCCUUGGGUUCACUCACCUCAGUCACCAACCCAGCCGGUCUGGCUGCCUGCUACAACAUUAUACAAUACGAUGCCACACAGGGUGUUUUCACGGCAGAUCUGCGACUCUACUCCAUGUUCCCGGCCACGGGAAGUUUUGAAGGUCUUGCAGUCAACGACCUACAAAUUGGACUCAUGUAUCCCGCCAGCACCACAUUCCAGUCAUUAACCAAGAGGAAGAAGCGAAACGUCGAGGAACGAGAUACGAGCAACGUGUCCGAGAUUCAGCAAUACUCUCUGUUCGGCACAUUCGAAAGCAACUUGGACCUCAACAAACUAAACGACACUCAAGUCAUGUCGCUCAUGCUGCCAGCCAUCACACUCAACGCCGUCGAUUCGUCUGGUAAUCCUAUCACAGCAAACGUCACUGGGUCCGAUGGCGCGUGGUUCGUCAUCGGUCAAUUCAAGGACGAUUUCAAAACUAGCCUGGUUUCACCUACCGUGGCGACUGCCGCCAUUGCUGCCGCUGCACCUUUUGUCUUGCCUGGAAGGACAUUCGGCAUUUUCCCCAUUGGUUUUAUCGUCACUGGAUCAUGGACUGUUUUGUUCCUGAUCGCGUACGGGGUUGGCACUCUGGGGCGCAUCAAAUAUAGAAGUGCGUACAGGAAGAGAAAAGCUGCUCAGGCUGGAAGAACGGGAAAGAAGAUAUAAACUGUGGAUCGCCAGAACAAGACCUGGGCGAGAAUAUGGUGGGUCUGGACAUUUGGACACUUUGGAUGAUGGGAUACCCUCGUUUUACGUCGAGUUGGAUUUGCGCAGUGGGAUUUGGUGUAUCAAUAGCGGCAUUAGCAUGGGAGUUAUCUGGACAGCGAAGGAAAUGAAGACAUGAUAGAGACUCGACAAGAUGAUGAUUACGUGAUCAUUGAUCCAUUUUUUGUAUAGCCAAAAAAUUUCGGCGACAUGGCUCUUCUUUCUUCCCCGCAUAUUACU
This is a messenger RNA of Exophiala viscosa, 1394 nucleotides long. RefSeq lists its product as uncharacterized. NCBI's taxonomy places the organism in Eukaryota, Fungi, Ascomycota, Eurotiomycetes, Chaetothyriales, Herpotrichiellaceae. The record is from RefSeq and is a predicted model, not a curated record. The transcript has a single exon. Bases 186 to 1115 code for a protein of 309 amino acids.